ACGUCUCUGCCGUCAGUCACCGUGAGACGGGGCUCCGUCUGCCGCCUGGCGGAGCGCGGCGAUUGGCCAACAGCUGGCCGCGAGUCGUGGCGGCGCGUCGCGAUUGGCCGACGGCCGCUGAUGAGGCGGGAUCAUUUCAGCUGCGACUGUCAAGAUUGGCAAAGCGCUGGCGCUGCUGCGUGCAGGUAGAGAAGGAAAAAAAAAAGAAAAGAAAGAAGGAGCCAGCGACACGAAAACAGAAAACAGUUAUCCCGGCGGAGAGCGAGCAGUGCGAUGGGAGCAGACCGUCCGCUGGAGCCUCGUCGUGCGGCAGAGAAAGGAACGCGAGGUAUUUAAAAGUCGGCGAAGAGGAGGAAGGGCAGAAGCGCAACACCUUUCGGGCGCCUCGCGAAGAAAAAAAGUGCCGUUGUGUCAACCGUCGCCCCUCGGACAGCUGCGCGUGCUCCGCGAGCCACCAACAAAGAAUGAAAGCGUUCAAACGAGCCCUGGAAAACGAGCAUGGCCCCGAGCAGGAGCACUCCUCGGCUGUGUCGGACAGCGAUGACGGCUCCCCACUCGACCUGUCAGGAAGGGGGCUCCUCGGGAAGCGCCGUCGCCGGGGCAACCUGCCGAAGGAGGCGGUGCAGAUUCUGCGGAGCUGGCUGUACGAGCACCGCUUCAACGCCUACCCGUCGGAGCAGGAGAAACUCAGUCUGUCGGGCCAGACCAACCUCUCUGUGCUGCAGAUCUGCAACUGGUUCAUCAAUGCGCGUCGCCGCCUCCUCCCUGACCUGCUUCGCAAGGAUGGAAAAGACCCCACCAAGUUCACCAUCUCCCGGAAGGUUGGUGGUAAACAUGAAGGCUCGUCUAAUGGAGGUGGAGCAAACUCUCCAGAAAGGAACUCUUCCCCCGGUUCAUCUCAGCAGCGCCCGUCUGUGAUCCGCUCCGGCCCCACGCUGGACCUCAGUCUUCUUGGGAACACGGCAACGGCGAUUCUGAUGGGAGCGGGCUUCCCGGGGAAAGAGGGAUCAGUCCAGGCCCUCAUGAGGCUGGAUACACAAAGUUUGCUGAGGGAAGCGGAGGAGCAAGGACACACAGCAUGUCUCAGCAUAUCAAUGGCAGCAAGUCACACCAGUGGCCUCUUCAACACGCCUCCCCCCACUCCUCCUGAGCUAUUCCCCACCCAGGACUUCAGCGACUUGAGGCUCCUUGUCGACGCAGCUCUGCAGAGGGCGGCAGAGCAAGAGAACCUGAAGAGACUCCAGGAGAGUCAGGACAAACCAACCGAGGCUGUAAAGACUGAACAAGUGGAAGCACAAUGCAGUGCUUACAGCAGUGACAUGGGCUCCACGCCGCCUCCAGAAGACAGCCAACAAGUCAUGGAUGCCUCCAGGGUACAGAGUCUGAUGGAGAAGGCUAUGGCAGUUCCAGUGUCGGCUGUAACUUCGGUGAAGGCUCCAGGGGAGCUGUCCUCAGCAGCCCCUCCGCUACUUCCAGCUCCUGUCUUGGUCUCAGCCAAGAGGCUGUCUCCUCUCCCGAUGAACAAAGCCAUCUGGAGCCCCUUGGAGAAGGACACAGCCAGAGCCUCCAGCCCAAACCAGCCUCCGCUCCUCCCGGCCCAUCUGCCAACCUUAAUGCCGCUGUCAGCUUCUGUCUUCGGACAGCUGGAUUCUCAGAAAGAAGCUGCUGCUCCAGCCAUCACCCCAGCUUCCACAUCGGCUCCAGCUUCAAGCUCAGCUCCCGUUCUGCUGCCCCCCUCUGUAAGUGCUACAAGGCCAGUCUCUGUGCCAUCACCGGUCUUUGUCCCAUUCAUAAGCCCCACCCCUGUCGCCGCUUCGAGUCGGGCUUCAUCCCCAACUAUAGCGCUCGUUCCAGCAGCUCCUUCUGCAGCCAUUACCUCUCUCACAUCCCCCCGAGGAGUCCCACUUUACCUGCCGUUCCACAAAACCCCUUUAAUCCCCGUCACUGUCCCUUGUCCGUCAACGGUUUCAGCCCCAGUGUCGUCUCUAGUCCCCGUUCCAUCCCCAGUCGCCGCCCCCAUGUCCUCCACCUCUCCAACGAUCACACCUCUCGCAGGACUCACCUCCCAACUCUCUCCUCCUCUUCAGCCCUCUUCCACAAGCGGCAUCAGCAGCAUUAGCAGUAACACCCAGAGGAAUUCAGCGGUAGCGCCCAGUGUUUGGAGCAUGGUUCAUGCUGACACCAGGCAAGCCACUUCUCUUCAAGUGGUAAAGGCCCCCAUCGCCACAGGGUGGGGCCCACAGCACAGUCUGCACACAGUGAGUGAAACUGUUAACUAGGAGCUGCAACUGGGCAGGAACCUUUUUUAUAUAUAUCUAUAUCUAUAUAUAUAUAUAGAUAUAGAUAUGAGGGGAACAGAGGCCUGGACAAGACUGUAUAUAGGAGAAUGUAUCUUCUUCACCAGUGCUUUUUGACUUUGGAGCCUGUGCCUGCAAAAUACACAGCAAUGAAUUGGAUGUGCGAACUGAGACAAAGUGAAGUAUUCGACAAGAGGUAUUUUAGAGACUUUUAUUGUUUUAAUAUGCUGUUUUCAAUGGACGCCGUCGCUCGUAAGAACACCGUGGCGCCAGUGCAGAGCAGACAAAUGUAAUGUGCAAACUUUUUGAUGCCAUUUUUUUCAAGCCCCCUUCCAAGUUCCAAUUUAUGAAAGAGGAGGGAUAUAUCCCGUAAUUGUACAAAAUUUAAAUUGGUGUAAUUACCAGCACCAGCAGAUUUGACCUCCUAAGUAACAGUACUGGACUUUGUUGAAUGUACAAAAGGCACUGACCUCAAUGGUUCGGCCGCCUCUCACUCAUUCCCAUCCAGGACACAAAGGAGGACGUUAGGGUUUUUCCUGUGUACAGCAACAUCUUCAUAGCUCUCUAUAGUUGUGCAAUUCCAAUUUAGUCUUUUCUUAAUUCACUACAUUUCUUUUUUCUUUUUUGUGUUGGUGAUGAGCCGAAGAGAAAUUGAUUGUACUGCAGCAAGUCUAGCGACUCCCCCCCCGUCGCCUGUUUCUCUUUAGUAGCCAAGGCGAUUCAUCGGUUAUCAUGGAUUAAAUCUCAACCACUUGUGCUCAAACACCAACAUCUUGAUUUUUUUUUUGUCAUUUCAUUUUCAAAAGCAUAAUUGAACAAAUAACAGUAUUUUCUCUGUAUUUGUUGAAAUGUCUGUUACUUGUGUGUGACCUUGCUUGUUGUUGGGGGGGCGUAUAGGAUGUAGGGGAGAUGGUCACAUUGGAUCUGUUACAGAAAUCAAUUCUAGUGAGCGGUGAGCAGCUCGAUGAUCUGAUGACCUCGAGCUCUUACACCUCCUGAAAUGAAACGCUACACUUGCUGCGAGACAAUCCACUUUCUUUUUAUCUUUGAUCUUUUGUGGUGGAUCCUCUUAUUGGGAGGAAACAUUAAACAGUUUUCCCUCUCAAUCUGGCGCUGUAGGAUUGAGUCAAUGUCAAACCUGGAUGUCUUAAUAGCAGUAAAGCAAAAUGUACUGAAGUAGCGGAUAUGGUUUACGUCUCUUUUCCAGGAAGGUGCAACAGCAUAGGAGGCCCCCCCCCAUCAUCAUGUUUGUGUUUAGAAAUGGGUUCUUUAGAAUUUCUAAUCAUUCCUGAAGCUGUAGUUUCUAUGAAACUGUCUUAGCACGAACCACAACAUAUGUCUGAUGGCCAGCUGUACAUCCAUUAACUGUAGCAUAAUGUGGAAUAGUCCGGGUUCCCAUGUGAAUAAAUACUGUAGCAGAAUUCUCCUGUUGACCAGAGUUGCUGAGCCUCUGGUCGGAUCGGACCGUUACAUUUUGCAUGUGCACGGACCCAGCAUCUAAUGUGAGGUCGAAACACUGCUGAGCACUGACCCCAGCAAAUGUGUUCACGGCAGAUAUGGAAACUUUCUCUUCUUGUUCACAAUGUCUUUUCUCGCUGCCAGUUAUCAUCCGUACAUGUCGGUGGAGUAUUGUCUUUAUUAUGACUAUUUUUGUUACAGGUACUCACUAGACGUGAUGUGCAUUUAUACCUCAAUUUUACAUAGGUCAUGUCAGGUUUAGGUCACAUGGGUAAUAUUUCUAUUAUUCAUACUUCAUCGUGCCACUGUGACAACACCUAAUCAGUUGUGAUGCUGGAAUGGGAACGGCUAACUAAAGAUUAGGAAGGCAGGUUUUAUAUAGUUAUGGUUUGUAUUGGGUUUUAGGUCCGAACUGACGCUCCAAUCAGAGCCGUGCAUGUAAAUAUAUUCAAGGUCAUGUUUUUUUUGUAUGUAUUGGCAUGAACUUUAUCUCAAACUGUAGUUUUUUUCACAGCCAGAUUUUUUUCAAAGUUCAUGUUGUGUAUCAUGACUGACCGUUGAACCAACUGGCUGCUGUGCCUUAAUACGACUGAGGGAUGAUGAUGAUGAUGAUGUCCCCUUUUUAUAUAUAUAUAUAUAUAUAUAUAUAUAUAUAUAAAAAGAUAGUCGUGCAAUAUAUGCCUUAAACUUUAAAUGUGUGUUUUGUAUAAGCAUUUCAAAGAAUAAAAGUUCAGUUUUUCAUAA
Scophthalmus maximus (turbot) is the source of this 4499-nucleotide messenger RNA. RefSeq names its product helicase SRCAP-like. NCBI's taxonomy places the organism in Eukaryota, Metazoa, Chordata, Actinopteri, Pleuronectiformes, Scophthalmidae. Gene Ontology annotation, biological process: regulation of transcription by RNA polymerase II. The coding region runs from base 465 to 2279 and encodes 604 amino acids. The record is from RefSeq and is a predicted model, not a curated record. Gene Ontology annotation, molecular function: DNA-binding transcription factor activity, RNA polymerase II-specific; RNA polymerase II cis-regulatory region sequence-specific DNA binding. The transcript is spliced from 3 exons.